CCGCGGGGAACCAUGCUGAGAACGAGUCUCUCCGCGGGCAGCAGGACUUAAAAAGCCGCGCUGCAUCCAUCUGGACACUUUUCACAUCUACUCUCGCCCCUUCCCCUUGUAUCUCCCUCCCGCUUUGAUCAGGAAGAUAAGACUCGGUCGUAUUCUAGUGUACACUCCUCUUUGGGUGACCCAUUUUAACCCCAUUUGACGGCCGGUCGGGUUUUGAGCGCGAUGUGGAAGACCGGGAUCCUCCUGCUGCUGUGGGUGCUUCUGGCGUCCGGCGAACUCCAGCAAGAGACGGAGCCGCGGAGACUCCCACCCCCGGGAAAGUUGGAUUUCGGUUAUGUGCCUGCGGGAGUUUACGAGACACUGGCCCACUACGAACCGGGACCGAUAGGGAUCCUGUUCCACAUGGUGCACGCUUUCCUGUAUGUCGUGCAACCCAACGCGUUUCCACAAGAUCUUAUUGUCAAACUGGCAAAGGACAAGUUUGGAGCCAUUCAGACGGAAUACCAGAAGCCAGAGAACAUAGUGCUGACCCUUCAGGCCAUCUACUACGAGAUAGGCUUCCUAGUAUGUGCGGCAGUGGGCCUGCUGUUCGCCGUUCUGAUGCCGAUAGUCGGCCUCUUCUUCUGUAUGUGCCGCUGCUGUGACAACUGCGGUGGCGAGAUGCACCAACGCCAGAGGAAGAACGCGGACUGCCGGCGUGGCCUGCUGGGAACACUGCUCUUCUCCACCUCACUGGUCAUCACGAUCGGAGUACUGUGCGCAUAUGCUGCCAAUCAGAAUCUGAGCUCCCAGGUGAAGAACAUACGGAGAUUGGUCAACAGCAACAUGAGGGACCUGCACACCUUCGCUAAUGACACACCAAUGCAAAUUGAUUACCUAAUAUCCCAGUACGCCACAGCCAAGAACAAAGUCAUCUAUGACCUAGAUAAUAUAGGUCCAUUAUUGGGUGGAAGGAUACAUGAUCAGCUGGAUAAGGAGGUCCAUCCUGCCUUGGACAGAGUGCUCAAUAUGGCUGGAGUGAAAAUCGAGAGAGCCAUCAAAGCCAUGCGAGAAACCAAGGAGGCCCUGGAGAACGUCAGUGUGGGUCUGGAGGUCCUCCAGGUAGGAACAGGAAAACUCAACUUCAACCUGAGCCUGGUCCGGACCAGUAUCAACCGCACCCUCAACGACCCAGGCUGUCAUGACGAGGAGUCAGACGCCACGUCUGCCCAGCUGUGCCGCAACAUCCGCCAGUCACUGUUCCAGCUGCAGAUCAGCGCCAACUUCACACGGCUACCUAACGUGAAGACUCAGCUGGAAAAGGUGAACGACGUAUUGAGAACGGACCUCAGUGCUAUCGUCCAGAGGGGCUACUCCUCUUUGAACGACACGCCACAUAUGGUGAUUGAACAGACCAGAAGUGUUGUGGAGAAUGUACAGAGUUUGGUCGAUGGCAUUGGAAAGAACAUCAGCAGCUUUUCCAAGGUAUUCCCUGUGCAGAGCUGCCUGUCCAACUUCACUAUCUUCAUCAGCCAUGCCCAUGCCAAGAUUGAGGACCACUACCCAGAAAUUGACCAAAUGGACUUCUACAGGUGGAUUGGCUGCAUUGCUCUUUGCUGCAUGGUGGUCCUGGUCCUGGCUUUCAACUACCUGGGCCUGCUUUGUGGCACCCUGGGAUACGACAAGCACGCCUCACCAACGACACGAGGCUGCAUCUCCAAUACAGGAGGAACGAUGCUCAUGGCUGGCGUUGGAUUCAGCUUCAUCUUCUCCUGGGUGCUGAUGGGAGUGGUGACCACCAUCUUCCUGGCUGGAGGAAACAUGGAGAAACUUGUUUGUGAACCUUUCCACACUAAAGAAGUCUUCAAGGUUGUGGACACCCCAUAUCUGGUCAACCCAGAAUGGAAGAACUUCAUCCCCGGCUACAUGUACAACGACUCCGACCUGGAGCUGACAGCAGAGAGCUUGUACAGUACUUGCAAAGAGAACAAGGGCAUCUACUCAGCCAUGCGUCUGGACAAAGUCUUCAAUAUCUCCUCUUUCUUGAACACUACAGUGUUUACGAAGGAUGUGGUGAGUCAGCUGAACAGUUUAAAGAUCGACCUGAGGGGUAUAAUCCUGUUAGAGGCCGAGGGGAAACAGAACCUCCUGGACUUCUCCGAAGCAGGGCUGUCAGAAAUCAACUAUGCAGACUACCUGGAAGAGGUCAACAAAGGAGUCACUGUGGUGGACCUGCUCUCAUUUGCCAGAGAGCUGGAGGCCCAGACAGACCUCAUGCCCAGAGGCGCUCUGCAGACCGCUCUGAAAGGCCAUGUCGGCACUCUGCGGCAGAUCCACAGUCAGCAGAUCCUCCCCAUGGAGCAGGCCAUGAAAUAUGUUAGAGCGAGGAGCGCGUUGAACCAGAGUAUGAGGUUCCUGGAGAGAACAGCCUCAGACCUGCCUAACAAAGUCUUAGCAGUUCUUGAUGCCAUUGAAGCAGCCCAGUACCUCAUCUCCCAGAAUGCUACACAUUUAAUCAACCUGGAAACAGGGAAAUUCACAGCGACCAUUGUUGGCUACUUCCAUCAGUACAUAGAGUGGGUCAAAACAUCUUUGGCCAUGGAGGUUGCACCAUGCAAGCCCUUCAGCAACAUGGUGGACACGGCGGAAAUCAUUGCCUGCAGUUUCUUGGUUGACUCCAUGAACACAUUCUGGAUGGGCCUGGGCUGCAGCACUCUCUUCCUGCUCCCGAGCAUCAUCCUAGCAGUGAAACUAGCCAAGUACUACCGCAGGAUGGACACAGAGGAUGUUUACGAUGACAUUGAGACAAUUCCCAUGAAAACUAUGGAAAUUGGUAAUAAUGGUUAUCAUAGUGAGCCCUCACAAGGUAUCCCAAAUCCUAUGAUGACAAGCAUCCCUACCUAUGACACCAUGAACAGGUUCCCGCGGGCCUCGGCUCCCCCGAGGCACAUCGACUGGUGACACAGAGCCGGCUCUUGUCCUGGCUCCUGAAAGUGCCCUCGAAAACUGGAACGAAAACACACCAUAACCAGAAGACGCUCAAUAAAAGCUGGCUUCCUCACAACAAAACAACACACAAAGCCCUCUGGAUUCUUCUAUCUCUGGCGAUCAACUCAACCUCCUCAACCAGGCAGAUCGUAGCCUGCGGUACAGUUACCUGCACCCCGUCGUCCUCGGCCCCUCCGAGAAACUCUGCCUGCAGGACGUCAAACUCUUCUCCCUCAGCAUCAAUCUGAGCCAGGCGUGUUCUGCAUUUUUCAAAGGACUGCUGUGUCUGCGUUUACAUUUGUUCGGACACAAAACCAAGCUGAAAGCGCUUUCAGCAAGAGGACACGACAAUAACUGUGAUGCCUGUUCAUUUUAAUGUACUUGUUUGUGCUUAAGAAGACAGUGGCUGGAAGGUCACUGGAAGGUCAUGGCGAGCUGUUUCUCCUGCACUUUGAAUGGAUGUAUGGCGUUCAACACAAGCACCGCGUGAGUUAGUAGGUGUGCAGUGUAUUAAUGUCUGCGAACUGGAUGAUUUGAUCAAAGGGGUAAAAAAAUAUAUAUACAGAAGCAGGUUGUUCCCAGGUGGAUUUUUGUGAUUAAUAUGACAGAAAUUUAGCAUGACUUUUUAAAAAUGUUUACAAUAUUACAGAAUAUCCAGAAAUUGACUGGUUUUGGGAAAACUGCAAAUGACUGGUUGCCUUUCAGAUGUAUGUGUCACCCUGGCAUUUUGACAGAUGUGCUCCUUCUCACAGGGAAAAUCCACCCAUGGAUGCUCUUACACUGUUAAAAAUCACCUGUCUGUGAUAUUAAAUGUGCACAAGGAGUUCUUUUGUGGCAUAACAUUUAAAAUGUACUUUUUACUUUUUUAAGCAGAACAAAUUUUCCUUAAUCUCUGUCAUCUAUUUCAGUGUCAGGUUUUUAUUUCCUACAGUUUCCAGAAUGCUUUUAGACAAGCCUGAAAUUAUUAUUUUUAAAAAAGGUGAGACACACUUACCAUCCAAGCAUACUGUGGCUUGUAGCUGCAUUCUGGUCUGCGAGUAUUUCUUUUGAGAGGGAGGACCAGCGGUUCCCGAAUUAUUUUUCCCUUAAAAUGAAUUUAUAGUUGCACCCCCUCCUCACAGGUUAUGUAUGUCAAUGAGUGGUAAUGAAGUUUAACCAAAGAGUGAUUUUUUUGUGCACAUAUCAAUUCAUUUGAAUAGUUAUUGACCUGCAAACUUAAAGUCAGACAACAAUGUUAUAUUUAUCUUUCAUUCUACUCAACAGAAAUAUAUUUUUACUCAUUGAUCAUCUUCGGCACCCCUCAGAUUAUUUCGGGACCAUUCGGGAGCUACCACCCCAGGUUGGAUACCACUUUUUUAAACAGUUAAGAAGCGCAUCCUCAUUGUUGCAUCCAUGGAAAUACCUGUCCAAUAAUCACAAGAGUACGAACAAUACGCCACCAAACAACAAAAUCAAUCAAAAAAUGCGUCACCAAAUACCAUUUUACCAACAGUGUAACCAUUUGUGGUGGAUUUUCCCUUUAAUUCACAAGAUAAAGUCAGAGUAUUCUUAAUAUAUCACACGCUAUGAUAAAAGUGUCAGGCUUAUAGAUUGUUCCAUAGGUGAUGAAUUGAUUAACAACACAAGCUAUCAUGUUGAGUUCACUAAUUUUUACUGAGAUCUGUCUUGCUUACAUAGUGAUGUUACUUUUCAAGUGGAGAAAUACUUUCUCAAGCCAAAUUGUUUUUUUUACUGUAGGUCUCAGGUCUUUAGUGGUCUAUCAAUUAUGUGCUUAUUUUGUUUCUGCUUUCUAAAAAUCCACAGUAGCUAUGGAUACAUUUAAAAAUUACUGAACGAGUGAAUGUAUUCAAGAGCUAUUUUUUAUUUUGUAUUACUUGAUGAUGUUGGCUGAGUAAUAUGCUGAACUCAACACAUUGGGCAAGCCAAUCCAGUUAUCUCACCCACCUGGCCUCCAUGUUUACAGGUUAGUUUUGCAGCUGCCGUCAGUGUAGUUAUGAUGGUGGAAGAUUAGACAAUCCAUUCACGGGACAAGUGAGCACUGUCAAUCAAAUAGUAGAAAACCUGUAGAAUGCUUUACACAGUUGAUGGUGUUGAUGCACACUGCGAAAGAAAUGUCCAUCGUAACAGAAUUUUACACGUUUCGCUAACUGUCUCUGUGUAUGCUAGCAGUGCAAUAGCAGAAUAAGCUAGCCUACAGUUAGUACCUUACAGUACUGCCAAAACUAUGAUUUUACAUUUAAUCAAGCAAAAGCUACCAACAAGAUUAAAUGAAUGAGUUCAUUUCAAUAUUUUCACUGUAUUUUAAGAAGGAGCUGACACAAUUUUGAAGUAACUUUGAUGCUAUCUUUUUUUUUAUCCCUACUGUUAGCAUCAAAAAUGUGUCUCGAACAAAACCAACCGAUGGGCAUUGAAAACUACAGAAAAUAUUUAAUCCUCUCCACCUUAUUCCCUUUUUGCAACCAUUUGUAAUUUACACCACAUAGUAAAACUAACUAAUUUCAUGACUCAAAAGGAAUAGGUUGUAGGUUUCAUAAUUUUAGGCCACACAAAGAAUAUUACGCUAAUUAGCUACAGCUGGAAAACUAGCUAUCUAUGUUGUUCUACAUGCAGUAGGCUAGCUCAUUUACUACUACAGUACUGAAGGCCUACACUACAGUAUAUGUAUUAAUAGUCUACAUGGCUCCAGCUAGCCUAAGAUUCAUUGACAGUUCUUUUACUUGUUUCAUUUGAGUACCCAGUGUCUUGUUAAGAUGGACAUUUUUGAACUGUGUGUUCACUCUGACAGGACUAUCAUUGGUUUUCUUGUAUGCUAGAGUCUGGACGUGACCAUUCUUGGUGGAAAAACGGUUUGAAUUUACUAAGUGCUUAAACUAGAUAUCGUGUAGGCCUAUCCAGACUGUGGAUGGAUGCUGUCAGUGGUAACUGGUUUGAACUGUGAUGCUCCAACGUUGGACACUGAUGGAGCCACUGAAGAGGAACUUUUUAUGUGGUGGUGAAA
This is a messenger RNA of Chelmon rostratus (copperband butterflyfish), 5965 nucleotides long. It is a transcript of the gene prom1a, whose product is annotated as prominin 1a. Gene Ontology annotation, cellular component: prominosome; cell surface; cilium. The coding region runs from base 223 to 2940 and encodes 905 amino acids. Gene Ontology annotation, molecular function: cholesterol binding. The transcript has 30 exons. NCBI's taxonomy places the organism in Eukaryota, Metazoa, Chordata, Actinopteri, Chaetodontiformes, Chaetodontidae. The record is from RefSeq and is a predicted model, not a curated record.